This is a messenger RNA of Parasteatoda tepidariorum (common house spider), 2062 nucleotides long. RefSeq lists its product as uncharacterized. Gene Ontology annotation, molecular function: cysteine-type deubiquitinase activity. Gene Ontology annotation, cellular component: nucleus; cytosol. Lineage: Eukaryota; Metazoa; Arthropoda; Arachnida; Araneae; Theridiidae. Gene Ontology annotation, biological process: protein deubiquitination. The record is from RefSeq and is a predicted model, not a curated record.
UCAUUUUGAUCAAGAGAAAAGGGUUUGUGUGGGGACGGGGGAGUUAAAAACAAUAAAAAAUUGUCAAUAACAUCCUAUUUGGCGCGGGAUGUUUUAAAUUGAUAUUUAUUUAUUGUUUUUAUAAUAUUUUUAGUAAUAUGUGAUAAGUCUUGUGUGGGAUUCUAACCUUUAGCAAAGCAGCAGAAAAGAAAACUUAUGUUUUAAUUUGUUGAAAAUAAAAUGCUUUGUUAAGAUAUUUUGUGUGGGAGCAGCUAUUUGGUGAUGUAGCAUUGAUGGCUCGUGUGGAUGUCAAAUCUUCAAUUGAAACCUUUGUUUCAAAUUCACCUGAUCUACCUGUAUUGAAAAGUCCUUUACCUAAACGAAGUAAACUUUCACUAAGAAGGAAUUCUUCGUUUUAUAAUGGCUCUCGAAUGCAAGAAGAUGGCCUCACAUCACUUAAGGUGCCUAAUCUCAAUUCUGAGGUGUCAGGUGACAUGACACCCAGCAAACCAGACAUUGAGAUGAUUGAUUUGACGUGUGAUGGUCAAGAGGAUGGAAAUGCAUCGCCAAAUUGUAGCACGACCGAAUCUAAAUCAUCCGUGUCUGAAACAGAAAUGGAAGAUGAUAAAAUUAAAGUGUGGACUAUUGGAUUACCCAAUUGUGGAAACACAUGUUUUGUUAACAGUAUUUUGCAAGUUUUGCGAUAUUCUCCUAAUUUUUUAAACUCUCUACAUUCAUUAGCUGUAAAAUGUCAAAUAUUGAAGGAUUCAUCUGAUGAUGAAGAUGAUUCUCAUGAAGUAACUUUUUUUAGACAUAUGCACACUCUGUAUACAAUUAUGAAGAAAAAAGAGCUUUUAAUGUCGAAAAAUGUAGAUAAAGACUACUCUAGUACACUCAUUAGGCCUGUAAAACUUGUGAUAAAUAGCCUAAGGGAAGUGACCUCUUUAUUUGAAGAGGGUGAGCAGCAUGAUGCCCAUGAAUUGUUUAUCACUAUCGUAGCCUCAUAUGAAAAAGCUUGUGAAAUGUUCAAAAAACAAUUACCGAGUGAAGAUAAUGCUGUAAAUAAAGAAACAAAUUGCCUUCAGAAUUUGGAAAUUAAACAAGCUGAACCACAAACUGUAGUUUCUCCUGUUGAACAGAGGGUCAAAAGAUCUUUGCUGGCAGGGAAACGUCGCCGGACGAAAAGUUUGCCCGCUGACAUGGCUUUUAUAGAAUCUCUAGUCUUAGGAAUGGAAGGCAAAAUUCGUCAUGUUGUGAAAUGUUUGGAGUGUGAAAAGCGAUUAGAAAGAGAAGAAACUUUUGCUAAUUUGGAAGUGACCAUACCAGAGGAAGUUUCUAGUGGAGAAUCUGUUGAUUUGCGUCAGUGUUUGUCACAGAAGACCAAAUUGUGUGGUGAAAAUAAAUUUUACUGUGAGACAUGCGAGCAUCACAAUGAAGCUGAAAUGAGCUCUGAGAUAGUGUCUGCCCCACCUAUUCUUUUGCUUCAUUUUGGUUGGAUGGGAAGAUUUAGUGUAAUGUCAAUGGAAAAGACAAGUGUCAAAGUGAUUAUUCCCCUUUCUCUGGACACAUCUGAAAAUAGAGAAAUAUUUACUUGUUCUAAAGGAGAGAAUUAUAAACUCUAUGCCGUAGUUUUGCACAUAGGUCGUUCAACAUCAGGUGGCCAUUACGUUUGUUUCAUCAAGGAUGCUUCUUCUCAAGAAAGUAUGGAUCAGACCAAAGAAGAAGUUGUUAAAUCUCCUGCAAGGCAAAAUAAACAAGUUGGGUCUUCCAAGUAUUGUUGUGUCACUGAUGAAAUAAUGAAUUUUACUGGCGUAGAAUCUUUUACGAAGUGGUUGUUGUUUGACGAUGAUAUUGUUUCACCUGUUGUGAUUGAUGAAAAUUCAGAUUCAUUUCCUUAUUUUAACUUUUUAAGCAUCACUGCCUCACCUUGUAUGAUUUUUUAUCAUAAAACAUAACGGAUUCAUUUCUUAAACAAAGUUGAUAUUUUAAGCACAAAUGUAUUUGCAUUAAUAUAUUGAUCUUUUUUAGCUAUUUUGGUUUUAUGUGCUUUUAAAUUGUGUAAAAUAAAUAUUUUUGUAUUUUA